GGAGCUGUCCAGCGGCUUGCCCUUCGCGGGAGGCCUCUACAUCUCCGAGCUCGCGCUGACUGGCGCCGUGGCUGCGCUGACGGGGCCCGCGGUCGGCGCGCACCGGGAGGCCGUGCUGUCCUUCUACCGCGCCGAGCAGGCGUGGUUCCCCG
Prorocentrum cordatum is the source of this 152-nucleotide messenger RNA. The record is from the annotation of a GenBank genome assembly. NCBI's taxonomy places the organism in Eukaryota, Dinophyceae, Prorocentrales, Prorocentraceae.